AUGCCUAUCGAAAUUCUAGUAGUGAUUCUUCUUCACAAGGACUUGACGAGUCAGAAGUCAGACUCAAGGCACAUGUAUUUUGUCGAAGUUCUCGAAAACGUCAAAGAACUGUUGAAGAGCAAAGACGAUUCCCCGACAACCCCACCCAACCAUGUUUCACCUGCCCGUUCCUCUGCGGAGGGGGUGGAGGAGAAAUCAUUGAUGACAAUCGCUUUGGACGCCCUCCAUCUCAAUGGAGAUUCACAAUCGAACUCCCUUCCCGAAGACCCUGACCGAACAAGCACAUGCAAGCCAGAUGAUCAAGUCGAGUUUCAUGGAGCGGAUUGUUUCUCAGACUCGCAAGAGGCUCUGGUCGCCCUUCAGUGCCUCCUGAACGAUUUGCUUGUACUGAGGAAAGUGAUUCAGCGUUUUUGGGGAGAUUACCAGAAUGAAACCUUUGAUCUAGUCAUAGCUUCGACCAUUACCAAAACUGCAAUCGAGUUAGCUCGUCGAGUUAGCCCACCGGCUAGAAGAUGGCUAGAAGAUGACAUGAAGAUUCUAGCAACAUGCGGAGGCGCGACCAUUCUACUUCUCAAAAUGCAUGAUCACUCUGUCCAGCCUAUAGAGUCAAUAUUUGAGUGCGCCGAGGAAGAGGACGAAUAUCGAAUUUCUGAGACGGAAGUUCCAUUUCUAUUGGCACCAAAUAGCAUGAUCGACAGUUGCUUGAGCAAGAACGCCCUUGCCAAUGUUCCGUGGUCGCGCUUACAAAUAGUGGAUUGCCUCUCGAUACGACAGGAAGACCCACACUGGCGGAGACACAGAAACCAAAGAUGGAUAAUCUCAUCAUUUCCCAGUUUCUCACAAUGCCCAACAUCCUGCCUCCAGUACAGAGCCGGUCCCGGAAUGGACCUUGGAGAAUGA
Messenger RNA from Exophiala aquamarina CBS 119918, 900 nucleotides. RefSeq lists its product as uncharacterized. The record is from RefSeq and is a predicted model, not a curated record. The transcript has a single exon. Bases 1 to 900 code for a protein of 299 amino acids. NCBI's taxonomy places the organism in Eukaryota, Fungi, Ascomycota, Eurotiomycetes, Chaetothyriales, Herpotrichiellaceae.